CACAUGUCAUCAAGUUAUGACAAAUAAUGUGGUCCUAGAUGUGCAAUGCGUAUAUCAAUAUUAACUACUUGGUCAUAAUGUUUUAUUACCUGCCUCCUAGAAAGAGUUGGUUCUCUCCUAGAAUCUUUGUUAGUCUAUAUAUUAUUUAUAUCAUUUUAAAAUGUCUUAGUUGCUUCUUAUUCCCUCCAUUGUCUCUUUACUAGUAGGAACAAACAUGGUUUCUAUACUUGUCAUUGACUGAGCAACAGAAAGUUCAAUGACAAAUAGUUCCACUAUUUCUCUUUACCUUCUUGGUGCACAACUCUUUAUAUCCCUUUUUAUCCUUCUGGAUCAGUCUGAAAAGUACAUCUUUUCCAAACCUUUUCAAGUUGCAUGAACGUUUGUUUUAGGUGAGCUUUCAGAUUUGUUUAUGUGAACAAUGGAAGGGUGCUGUGAUCUUGAGGUGGAUGUCAAUGGGGAAGAAGUUUUUAUGGUCCAUAAGAAAAUUCUCAUGUCCUUCUCAAGUCUAUUUAGCAAAUUAUUUGGUGAUUUGAAGGGCACAGUGAGGAACUUGAAAGUGAUAUUCAAUGAAUUUCCAGGUGGUGCAAAGGGUUUUGAGCUCAUGGCAAUGUUUUGCUACGACAAUGGCAGAACUAUGAUAACACCCUCGAACAUAUUUCUCCUAAACUGUGCUGCUCAUUUUUUGGAGAUGGAUGGUAAUGGUUCUAGUAGACAUAGUUUAAUUGACCAAACUGAGAAAUCUCUUAAAGGGAUCAACUUUUGGACUUGGUCUGAGCUCUUAGAAGCUCUGAAACAGUGCCAAGAUUUACUUCCUGCCACAAAAUCUUCAGUUAUGCUUCAGUGUAUCUUGGAUUGUCUAAUAGGACGGAUUGCUUUGCCUAGUAUUGCAAGCCCACAUACAUGUUCUUCAGACAGUUCUAGUUUCCAAUUUUCCUGUGAUACAAGCAUCGACAGCCUGAAAAGCAGCUCUUCUCAACUAACCUGGUGGUUUGAAGAUCUUUUGUUCUUGAAUGUUGAUUUGAUAGACAAGUUAAUCAAGACAAUGGUCUCCCUGAAAGUCAACCAUGCUACAAUCUAUAAGUUUCUCUUCUAUUAUCACAAAUCAAGAUGUAUUGGUGCAGCAACAGCUGAGAAGUGCAAAAUCACAGAGGUUGUAAUUAAUCUGAUUUCUUUGCUUGAUAGGAGUUCUCUUUCUUGCAAGGGCUUAUUUGAAAUUUAUCGAGUGGCUUUAGGCUUGAGAAUAAGUAAAUUUUACAGAAAUAAUUUAGAGAGCCUGAUGGGUUCACAGUUGGAUCAAGCAACAAUUGAUUAUCUGCUUGCCCCAUCUCCACAUAGACGAGUUUAUUACUAUGAUGUUAAUUUGGUUUUAAGGCUUGUACAAGCAUUUCUCCUUGAAGGCGGUAGUUUGUCAUUUACAAGUCGAUUAAAAAAGGUUACCAACUUGUUGGAUUCAUACCUUGUGGAAGUGGCUCCGGAUUCCCAUCUGAAACCUUCCAAGUUUACUGCAUUAGUAUUGCUGCUGCCAGAUUAUGCUAGAGCAUCUUAUGAUCGUGUUUACCAAGCCAUGGAUUUGUUUCUAGAGGUUCAUGCUGGAUUAUGUGAAGAAGAAAAGAGGAGUGUCUGUUGUGCACUGAACCAUGAGAAGCUCUCAGAAGAAGCUUUGAAAGAUCUAUCUCGGAACUCAAAAUUUCCUUCACAAACUGUGCAAAAGGCUCUUACUACACAACAAUCCAUGAUCAAAUGUUCACUUUCAGACACCCACCAUCUCUUAACUUUUUGUGACUCUUUGUUUUGUAGCAACACUAAGGAAAAUUUAGGUAAGGAGGAUUCUGAGACCAAGAAGCUUAGAGCAGAUUUGCAAGGAAUGCAUUGGAAGAUGAUGGGGUUGGAGAAGGUUUGUGGUGCAAUGCAGACAGAGAUGGCAAACAUAAUGAGAUCAAGAUUAUCUAUCCUUGGCAAUGCUAGAUCCUUACCAAAGCUCUGUUCAUGACAAAACUUUGGAUACUUGCUAGUUGCUACCCAAUUUCAUGUAUAUAUUUUAUUUGCACUUUCUGUCAAAAUGAUUUGUUGAGUAAUAA
Messenger RNA from Quercus lobata, 2078 nucleotides. RefSeq names its product BTB/POZ domain-containing protein At3g22104-like. The transcript is spliced from 3 exons. The coding region runs from base 419 to 1990 and encodes 523 amino acids. The record is from RefSeq and is a predicted model, not a curated record. Gene Ontology annotation, molecular function: protein binding. Lineage: Eukaryota; Viridiplantae; Streptophyta; Magnoliopsida; Fagales; Fagaceae.